This is a messenger RNA of Colius striatus (speckled mousebird), 1340 nucleotides long. RefSeq names its product small ribosomal subunit protein mS40-like. The transcript is spliced from 8 exons. Lineage: Eukaryota; Metazoa; Chordata; Aves; Coliiformes; Coliidae. Gene Ontology annotation, biological process: mitochondrial translation. The record is from RefSeq and is a predicted model, not a curated record. Gene Ontology annotation, cellular component: mitochondrion; ribosome. Gene Ontology annotation, molecular function: structural constituent of ribosome. The coding region runs from base 111 to 1340 and encodes 409 amino acids.
AAAUAAGACCCCUCAGAGGGGUAAUAAAAAGCGGGAGACCCCCUCCGCCGCCCCCCUUCGCCGCCUCCCCCCGCGCCGCGGCUCUUUACUCACCUCCACCAGCCCUCAGAAUGGCGGCGGGCGCGGCGCGGGACGCGCCUUUUAUACCCCGCUGCCCCGUGACGUCAGCGCCACUCGCUCCGCGCAUGCGCGUUGGUGACACCGGCCGCACCCCUCCCCCGAGGCGCGUGUGGCGCAGUUUUAAUUGGCGCGGCGCUCACUGCGCAUGCGCCGUACGGCAAGAUGGCGGCGCCCUGCUGCGCCUGCGCCGUACGGCAAGAUGGCGGCUGACCGCGUGGCCGCGGGGAGGGGGCUGCGGGAGGAAGGGGAGGGGGCUGCCCCGUGCGCGAGCGGCCGGGAUGGCGCUGGCCAGGGGGAUGGCGCUGCUGAGGGCGGCGAGCGGCGGCCUGAAGGGCCCCGCGUGGCUGCGGUGGGCUCGGGAUCCCCCCCGGUUCUGCAGCACUGAAGCACCCCCCAGCCCACCCCCCACCCCCCCGUCCCCCUACCAGGAGCGGCCCUGGGAGUACCUGGAGAGCGAAGAGUACCGGGCUGCGUACGGCGACCGUCCCGUGUGGUUUGGCUACCGGCGCAACCACAAAGGAGCCGUCCCCCCGCAGCGCACGCGCCGCUCCUGCCUGCGCAAGGGCAAGCGGGUGGGCAACCCCUGUCCCAUCUGCCGCGACCGGCACCUGCGCCUGGACUUCAGGAACGUGAAGCUCCUGGACCAGUUCAUCUGCCCCCACACCGGCACCAUCUUGCACCCCACGCACACGGGGGUCUGCAUGAAGCAGCACAAGCUCCUGACCCAAGCCAUUUCCCAGGCGCAGGAUCGUGGUCUGCUGUGGCUGCACACCCCCUACGUGCCGGCCCCCAGGGAGGACUUCUCCAACAGCCACGCUGCCGUCAGCAGGACGCCUCCCCCAGCCCCGGCCCUGCUGCCGGGGGGCUUCUGGUACCCCUGGUACGAGCGGCACAGCCCCCCGGCCGCCGCCAUCGCCCGCGCCAGGCGCCUCUACAGGGGCUUCCUCAAGGAGGAGGAGGAGGAAGGUCCACGGCUGUGGGGACGGCCCCUGGGACCCCCCCGACCCCCGGCCUGGAGCAGAGGGGGGAAUAAAGUGUUGGAGAGGAAAAGUUGCGAAGGGCGGCUCAGCGGAGGGCGCCGAUUGGCCGAGCGGUUGCUAGGGGGCGUAGCCAGCGCCCCGCCCAAAAGGCGGUUGCUAAGGGCGGUCGCGACGGGUGCGCUGAUUGCCGAGUGGUCGCUAGGGGGCGUGGCCAGUGCUCGCCCAGGCGGCGGUUGCUAA